This is a messenger RNA of Leptosia nina, 564 nucleotides long. Lineage: Eukaryota; Metazoa; Arthropoda; Insecta; Lepidoptera; Pieridae. The record is from the annotation of a GenBank genome assembly.
AUGUCUGACGAAUAUUUUUAUGGUGUAACCCUCUCAUCGUCACAUCAAUCUGAGACAUGGGACCCAGAAGCGAAAGCGGAAUACCCACGAAGCAAUAAACUUCUUAUUCGCACUGCGCUUCUCGGACCAGACGCUAAGCCCGACGAACUUAAUGUUAUACAGGUUGAAACUAUGUGCUUACAAGACACAAUCAAAAUCCCAGUUGCCAUCCUAAAGGUUGGUGAAACAAGACAAGCUAGAUUGGACAUUGAGUUCCCAGAUGCACCAGUUACCUUUACGCUUACACAGGGUUCAGGUCCAGUGCACUUGAUUGGUCAGCAUUUACUUGGGGCUCUUGUUGAAGAGUUUGAAGAUAUGGAGGAGAUGGAAGAAGAGAUGCUAGAUGAAGAGGAAGGUGAUGACUCACAGUUUAAGGAAGAUGAAAAUAAAAGGAAAGCGGCUGGCAAACGCAAGACGAAUGAGGACGAUGAUGACGAAGAGGGUGAACCAAAAGGAAAGAAGUCUAAAAUGUCAAACAAUGCCAAAGGCAAGGCUGCAUCACCUAAGAAAAAUGCCAAGAAGUGA